CAGAGCCUGAGGGAAGCAGCUGCCAUCUUCCCCAGGAGCAGAGCGGUCCCUUUGUCCCCUCUUAAGGGGAAGGAGUUCCCGGCCGAGCCAGGAGGUGGAAGCACCCAGCCUUCUGGCAGAGGAAACCCGCUCCCAGCGCAGGCGCUGAGGUGGGAGAGGCACCAGGGAGGCCGAAAUGGAGCUGUCCUAGGAUGCGGCUGGGCAGACAGGACUCAACCCAGGAUGGGAGCCGGACAGGGCGGCUCUGGGGCUUGUUGUGUGGGAAGCACAGGACCCAGGAGCACAGCCCUGAUUCCCAGCAGGAGGCAUCGCCGUUCCCGGUGACUAAGUACAUUCCAGCCUCCCGAAGGCAGGAGGUGGAGGAACCCUGUCCAAGCACCAGCAGCUCGGCCCACUCCCCACGAGACAGCAGCAGCACCUGGGAAUCAGGAAGCAGUGAGGCCGAGGUGCGCUGCUGCUUUGUUUCAGCACCAUGACAGCUGCCCUGGAGCCAGAGCUAGAGACCCACCUCCUUCGAGCUGCUCCGCAUCCUGUCUUCACCCUGGGUACAGAGAAGGACACCACCCACCUCCAGGAUCUGCAUAGGGUCUUGCCAAACCUCAUGGAUGCCAUGCUGGGGAACCUGCUGGUAGAGUCCCCAGACAGCGACAGGCUCCACGACAUCUUGAAGCCCAUGAACUACUGGAUCAUGUCCAGGGUGUCGCAGGAGAGAGCCAGGGCUAUUAGGAGCAGCACGGCCCUCCUCAGAUUCACCAUCACCCUCCCUGAGUUAGAUGCACACAGCGAGGACUCUGCCCACUGUGCAGCCACCAAUGGGAUUGGAAGGACACAAGCACUGCAGCCAGAAUGACAGAUGUGGGUGUGUGUCUCUUUCCCGGGGCUGACCAUCCAUGAGGCCGAAGACCUAUCGUGCUCGGACUGGCACCAGGACAGCAGGCUUCUGGGCUACAGGAACACAGCCAGGGUCAGGGAGCCAGUUGAUCACCCAGUGUCAUCACCCUGCCUGCUGGCUGGGCAGGGUAACUCCUCAGGUCACCACAGUUUCCAGGCUGCCUUGGGCUUGGAGAAUGAGGAGGAGGGCGAGCGACAGGUGGCGACCCUGAACAUCCGCCCUUCAUCGCUCCAUCACCUAGAGCAAGAUGGCCAGACUCCUGAGGAUGUUGAGGAAGAAGGCUCUGCAGGUGGCCCCAGAGCCUGAGGGAAGCAGCUGCCAUCUUCCCCAGGAGCAGAGCGGUCCUUUCGUCCCCUCUGAUGGGGAAGGAGCUCCUGGCCGAGCCAGGAGGUGGAAGCGCCCAUCCUUCUGGCAGAGGAAAUGCGCUCCCGGCACAAGUGCCGAGAUGGGAGGGGCAGAGGCCAGGCGGAAAUGGAGGUGUCCCAGGAUGCGGUUGGGCAGGCAAGACUCAGACAAGGAGGGGAGCUGGGCAGGAUGGCUCUGGGGCUUGUUGUGUGGGAAGCACGGACCCCAGAAUCCCAGCCCUGAUUCCCAGCAGGAGGCAUCGCCCUGCCCAGUCACUGAGGACCUUCCAGCCUCCCGAAGGCAGGAGGUGGAGGAACCCUCUCCAAGCACCAGCAGCUCGUCCCGCUCCCCAUGGGACAGCAGCAGCGCCGGGGACUGAGGCAGCAGCCAGGCCGAGGUGUCCCGCUGCUUUGUUCCAGGGACCACCAGGGACUCAGAGGACAAGGAGGAGGUAGCCGUGGACAUGGCUACGAGGAGGCUGCUCUCAGGAACAUCCGAGAGCAGUUCCAAGGCCGAGAAAAGGACGAGGCCCAACAGCUCAUGUUCCUGGAUGCCAUCCACCCCGCGUGAUUCGCUACCCGGAAGAGAGCACAGGACACAUUGGAGUCGCACUGCUGCAAGGCGGCUGUGGUGGAGAGGAUUGUGCACCAUGACAGCUGCCCUGGAGCCAGAGCUAGAGACCCACCUCCUUCGAGCUGCUCCGCAUGCUGGCUUCAUCCUCGGUACAGAGAAGGACAUCACCCAUCUCCAGGAUCUGCAUAGGGUCUUGCCAAACCUCAUGGAUGCCAUGCUGGGGAACCUGCUGGUAGAGUCCCCAGACACCGACAGGCUCCACGACAUCUUGGAGCCCAUGAACUACUGGAUCAUGUCCAGGGUGUCGCAGGAGAGAGCCAGGGCUAUUAGGAGCAGCACGGCCCUCCUCAGAUUCACCAUCACCCUCCCUGAGUUAGAUAAAGCAGCAGAAUUCCCCAGGAUGAGUCACCAUGUGGCAGAGCUGGCUCUGUUCAUCAGUGACCCAGCCAAGGACAUGAGCCGGCAGGCCAGGAGGGAGUUUACCGGCUCUACCAGCUGCUGCUGCACCAGAGGGGCACACAGCGAGGACUCUGCCCACUGUGCAGCCACCAAUGGGAUUGGAAGGACACAAGCACUGCAGCCAGAAUGACAGAUGUGGGUGUGUGUCUCUUUCCCGGGGCUGACCAUCCAUGAGGCUGAAGACCUGUGGUGCUGGGACUGGCACCAGGACAGCAGGCUUCUGGUCUACAGGAACACAGCCAGGGUCGGGGAGGGCGACUUUACAUGACGCUUCAUGCAGCAGGCAUUCUUUUCGCCCUGUGUCGUCCGGGCUUUUCUGUUGCUGGAUUCGGGAGGAGGAUUGGUGAGAAUCUACUCUGCUGCCUGCAGAACGCUGCAUUGUAACCAAAAGUAUAUUAUUUCGGGUCCUGAUUUUGUUCUGCUCCCGGAAGUUGAUGUUUGGAAGUUUUUGAUGGAGCAUGAAACAAAGUGAGAGUCAGUACUGGUAAAAAUCCCCAAAAGACGACUUGAGCCUACCCUGCAUCAGCCAGAUCCAGCCUCUUAAUUUCUUUGGUAUUGAUUAAAAGUAAAAUCAAUGUUACUCACACACCUGCAUAGGGUGUGCGUGUGUGAAUCCUCCAAGGGCAGAAAUGAGAUGGAGCGUACUUGAGACUUUAUGAGUGAUAUCGACCCAUUCCACAAAGUUGGAAAUCAUGGCCUUGUGGCCAGACAGAAAGCAAAGUGGGUUAUUCUUUCUUCCUCCCCCCAUGGCAAUAUAAUGAAAAUAUCCUCUAUUUCAUUCCAUUGGAAGACACUUCCAGACCUGCUGUAUCAAGCCUGCUGCCUGGGACUGCGGGUGCUAUAAGUGGCCAGCAGUAGGCUAGAAUGAGGAGAACCAUGCAGUAGCUUUUGGAGAUAGGGGCAGUGAGGAACAAGGAGCACCUUGCUUUCAAAAGAGCCAAGGAGGAAAAGGAUCAUGAGAACAGCCCACGAGGUUAACAAAUGGCGGGGAGAGCCUCUUCCCUCCAUAGGACAUUCCAUUGUCCCUCUGUGGGCAGUCUAUGUUUCUAUUGGCUCUUUCCCGUUAUGCAUUCAUGAUAUAAAGUCACUGGGUGACCUAGGAGUUAACUCAUUUCCCACUUACGGCAUCAGUCUUCUCCCCUAUCAAAUCUACCCUGGGGAAGAAGACCAGGAGCCCUGACAAUCACCUUCACCUGUGGGUGUCUGGCCCUGGAAGCCUAACCCAAGUGGACUAUCUGCCCCGUCACCUGAACGACCAUGUUGUUCCCUCCUAGGGUCUUGUCGUAAGUGCUCAGCCUGUCCCCUACCCGGCUUGUCCCUAAUCCUUACAAGGACUAUCCAAGCCCCUCCCAUGCCUGCGCCCCUUGGGGUCUCUCUCCUGGCUGAGAACAGGCUGCCCUUAUAUCUCUCAGGAGGCCUGGGUCCGAGUCAUAUACUGCUUCUUGUCACGUGACCCCCACACUUAUUCCCUUCACCCUAGGGAGCUGCAUAACCUGGGCUAGGUGCAGUUGAGCUCCAACCCCUUUUCUGGCCAUGUCACCCUGGGACAGCUUGAAAGCAGAAACCUGUGGGCUAACAGCAACUUCUUCCUC
Chelonia mydas (Green sea turtle) is the source of this 3861-nucleotide messenger RNA. RefSeq lists its product as uncharacterized. Gene Ontology annotation, cellular component: cytoplasm. NCBI's taxonomy places the organism in Eukaryota, Metazoa, Chordata, Testudines, Cheloniidae. The transcript is spliced from 15 exons. The record is from RefSeq and is a predicted model, not a curated record. The coding region runs from base 1701 to 2399 and encodes 232 amino acids.